UUUCCAUGCGAACUGUGCCUGCGGACAAGAUCUUUGCCGUUUCCCACUCUCUCGCUCUCCGGAAAUUCGUGCGGAAGACACUCUACCGGAUAAUCCACCCACGAUAGGUUCUAGUGCGGAUUUUCCCAAGUCCUACCGAUAGAAGUGUCCGUAUGACUAUGAACAGUUAGAAGUUCUUGAGAGUUUGUUGUCUCAUGCGUUCACUUUUCAACAGUUCAGACGGAGCCUUCUUCCAGAUAAUUAGAAUCUACUACUUGUUGUGAAAUGCACAAUAAAGAUAAACUUCAAUAACCUUCCUUCAGGUGGGGACGGACUUCCUUGUGAUGAAAUAUUGAACGCUUUAACACGAUGCUAAAAGGGCAACUGGAGGAACUCUAAUCAUGAUACAUCACGUGAAAAGAGCAAAACGACUGCUACUUCUUUUCCAAAUGCUGGUGAGGAUAAAAGCAGCAGGAAAUGACACCACUGAAGAAAUCUUGUUGGCUGACGAAGUGAAACAGAAUGAAUCAACGAUAAAUCCGGAAAUUGCAACCACUAUAAGUCAGAAUCUGGAUCAAGAAACCACCAUGAAUCUUAUCCGUAAACACAUAGGACGCGGAUUACCGACCCACUUCCAUUUCCCUGAGUCCAGAUGGGGACCUUUCUUCGAGGAAGGAUCCGAUCCGAUGAAUCUCACCGCUAGAGUCGGAUCCACAAUCAUUCUGGACUGCAGAAUUGGCCUGCUUCAAGACAAAACUGUCACCUGGUCACAUCAUAAAGGGGAAUCAUUCCACCUGCUAACCGUAGGAAAAGGCACCUACAGCAACGACGAGCGGAUUACCUUAAGCUUCCGAUACCCCAAUAAUUUUAGGCUGCAAAUUGUUUACGUCACUCGAAGGGACCAAGGAUUAUACGAGUGUCAGGUAGCCACUCACCCGCCAAAAGUGAAAAGGAUUUUCUUGACAGUUAUCGCACCAGAAGUGGUAAUACUUGAUGAAGCUGGGAGAGAAGUGACUGAACGAUACUACAGAGCUGGAAGUCAUCUGGAACUAAUCUGUACUGCGCAGCAGCUUCAGGAUUCAAUAUCCUCCUCCGAACCUCCACUCCUUUGGAAGCAUGACGACAGAGUACUCAGCAAAGGCAUAAGCUAUAAUGUGUCUGCAGCUACAAAUUCGGCCACUUCAACUUUGAUGAUAGCUCCCUUGAAGAAACAGCAUUCUGGUAACUACACAUGCGCUGUUGGAAAUUGGGCUUCUUCUAACCUAGUUGUUCAUGUUCUUAACGGCGAACUUCCCGCUGCUGUGCACUCCGGUGAAGCAGCUUCGAGGAUACUGUGCAAAACAAUAGUUGUACUAGGAUUUUUGUUGACCAUUGGUCAAAGGUGACGGAUAAUUGACUUUCGAAUUCCGACCUGAAAUCACUGAUCGAUCCCAAGAGGUGGCGGAUGAUGUACCCUUAUAUGUGUUGUUAAAAAUUUCAAGGGAAAACGUAUACUUUUCUGCAUUUUGUCUUUGUUAGUUUUCCCUCGAAAUGCGUGUGUUUCAUACAUAUUUCCAUAACAAAGUUGUGAACAUUCUCACGAAAUCAAUGUCUAAAGAUGUUCGAUGUUAAUAUUGAUGAAAAUUUCUCUGGGGUAUUCUAAAUGAACAAAUUCAUCCGUCACUGAUAAAGUACCAACCAUAUCAGGCCAAAAACUACUAGUCUAUUAGAAUAUAAAAACUGAAAACUUGUUACAUAAAAUGUACUUACUUACUCUCAUAUAAGCGUAUAUUACAUAGUUAAGUAGCUAGUUCAUACGUAUUAUCUGAUUUUCACAAUGGUGUUUUUCAUGGACCAGACACUUUGCCAGUGUAUAAAAAGUGUAUAUUUGAAUUAAGGACAAACGCUUCGAAAAUAUGCUGAAUUGAAUACAUUAGUGUAUAUCUAAGAAAGGAAUGAGUAUGU
Molecule: messenger RNA, 1923 nt
Organism: Coccinella septempunctata (seven-spotted ladybird)
Lineage: Eukaryota; Metazoa; Arthropoda; Insecta; Coleoptera; Coccinellidae
Exons: 9
Coding region: 381-1364 (327 amino acids)
Biological process (GO): synapse organization
Cellular component (GO): neuron projection membrane
Source: RefSeq, a predicted model, not a curated record